Messenger RNA from Cryptotermes secundus, 1417 nucleotides. RefSeq names its product 60S ribosome subunit biogenesis protein NIP7 homolog. Gene Ontology annotation, cellular component: preribosome, large subunit precursor; nucleus; nucleolus. NCBI's taxonomy places the organism in Eukaryota, Metazoa, Arthropoda, Insecta, Blattodea, Kalotermitidae. The coding region runs from base 322 to 864 and encodes 180 amino acids. The record is from RefSeq and is a predicted model, not a curated record. Gene Ontology annotation, biological process: ribosome assembly; ribosomal large subunit biogenesis. The transcript has 4 exons. Gene Ontology annotation, molecular function: RNA binding.
AGGAAUGGACGUUAUUUACAACCUCUCGGGCUCUCGGGUCUGGCUGUGCAAUGUUUUGUUACCAAGUUUUGACUGAAUAGGUGGCAUUUUUUCUUUUUAAAUGUGUUACUGCCCUAAAAGAAAAAUAUCAAUUAAAAACAAGCAACUGGCACGUGGUAAAAGCACACAGUAUAUAUUAAUAACGCUAAUAACAUCGAUCCUCUCAGUUCAACGUCUAUGUGGUUGGUGCUGUUGGUACCUUGGUGAUAUGUGCUGUAAGAGUGGUGUGAAUGCAUAUCGUUUUUUAAAUACGUGUUUGUGUAGUUCAGUUUACAUACUGUGAUGAAACGCUUAUCGAACGAAAGAACGAAGUUGCUUUUCGAAAAACUUUCAAAAUAUAUAGGAGCGAAUGUUAAGCUUUUGAUUGAUCGACCGGAUGGCACAUAUUGCUUCAGGGAGAACAAAAAUAGAGUGUACUACGUUUCUGAGAAAAUAUUACUUCUUUCAACUAAUGUUCCACCAGACAAGUUGAUCACCGUAGGCACGUGUUUUGGAAAGUUCACGAAGACCGGAAAGUUCAGACUCCACAUUACAGCACUUACAUAUUUAGCCCCUUAUGCACAGUAUAAAAUUUGGCUGAAGCCUUCUGCAGAACAACAAUUUUUAUAUGGUCAUCAUGUACUGAAAUCUGGUUUAGGACGAAUAACAGAAAACACUCCAAAGUAUCAAGGUGUUAUUGUUGUGUCUAUGAAUGACUUGCCUCUGGGCUUUGGAGUAGCAGCCAAGACAACAGCUGAAUGUAAACAUGCAGAUCCCAUGUCAAUUGUAUGUUUUCAUCAAGCAGACAUAGGCGAAUAUAUUCGAUCAGAGGAUGCUCUGAUAUAAUCAGUUCUCUCUUGAGACAAAAUGGGCUUUUUAAUUCAUAUUUGUGAAUACAGCUUGCAUUUAAGAUAUAAAAACAUUUUACUUUUAUGCUGUUAUAUCAAUUAUAUGAUGACUGUGUGAAUAUACAGUUUUAUUCACUUUCCUUUUCAAGUGUAUUUACCAACACAUUUGACUUGUGUUUUGGAUGUAUCCAGUUUAAUCACAAAUGGUUAACAGCCUAUCUUGGUUUCAUCAGUAGUACUGCUUCCUACCUAGUUUCAUGUAAUUCAUCAUUAACAAAUACUUGCACCUCUUCAUGAUGAUCAAUCAAUUUUAGAUAUUUCAGACCCAUCUGGGUAAAACUUGGUCUUGCUCUACUGAAUAGUUGUGCUACCAUCACCCUUCAAACAAAAUUUGGACUUAAACUUUACAGGCAGAAUGAUUAAAUUUUGAAGCUACAACAGAGGCAGAGUUUGAAUAUGAGACAUUCCUAAUAAAACUAGUAUAAAUGGGAUAUGUAUGCAUAUUUCCAGAAUUACCUUUAAUAAAUGAUUGUUAUGGCCCAUCCCUUUUC